This is a messenger RNA of Encephalitozoon hellem ATCC 50504, 846 nucleotides long. Its product is annotated as lysophospholipid acyltransferase. Bases 1 to 846 code for a protein of 281 amino acids. Lineage: Eukaryota; Fungi; Microsporidia; Unikaryonidae. Gene Ontology annotation, cellular component: endomembrane system. The record is from RefSeq and is a predicted model, not a curated record. The transcript has a single exon. Gene Ontology annotation, molecular function: acyltransferase activity.
AUGAAAAAGGCAAUCAGGAUAUUGUCGAAGUUAGUAUUGUCUCUAGGAGUAGUUGGAAUAUUCAUCCUGGCAAUUCCGUUUUCUUUAUUGGCAUAUCCGCUAUACAUGUUAAACAGGCCUUUAUGCAUUCGCCUGUCAACGUUUUUCACAUACACCCUGUGGACCUUUACAGGCUUAAUAUUCAAUAUUUCAAACAGUGUACAUGGGAGCAUAGAUAUCGGAAGUGAAAGUUAUUUUGUGAUCAGCAAUCACAUAGGGUCUGUGGAUUUCAUCUUGGUUAAUGAAAUAGCCAGGAGAAGCGGAAUGGUUAGCCAUGUGAAAUAUGCAAUCAAGGACGGUCUUAGGUUUUUCCCUGUGUUUUAUCAGAUAGUAGUUUACGUUGGAUUUCUUGUUCUAAAAAGGAGCUUUGAAAAAGAUCAGAAGAGCAUUAUUAACUACCUAGACUUUUUUAAGUCCACAAGUAUUCCAAUGUGGUUUGUGUUUUAUCCAGAGGGAUCGAGGUUUUCAGAGAAGCUGAGGCUGAAGAGCUGGGAAUACUCAGAUCAAAGGGGCAUGAAAAGACUGAACAACGUUCUUUUUCCGAGAUACAAAGGAUUCAAGCUCGUAUGCGAGCAUCUUAAAAACUCCAGGAUAAAAAAGAUCGUGGACAUCACAUUCUCUUACUCGGAGAAUAAGGUUCCUCCCCUAUGGAAGUUUCUCCUCUGGGACACAUCAGGGUCGUUCAAUUGCGACAUUAGAAUUACUCCCAUCGAUGAGAUAGAUGACUACGAAGAGUUCCUUUACAGGAGUUUUGAAAGAAAAGAUGCACUGAUAGCAGAGUGGAAUGAUACCAUAAAGCAGAAAUAA